Molecule: messenger RNA, 1452 nt
Organism: Lasiosphaeria miniovina
Lineage: Eukaryota; Fungi; Ascomycota; Sordariomycetes; Sordariales; Lasiosphaeriaceae
Product: zinc finger white collar 2 protein WC-2
Exons: 3
Coding region: 1-1452 (483 amino acids)
Biological process (GO): regulation of DNA-templated transcription
Molecular function (GO): sequence-specific DNA binding; zinc ion binding; protein binding
Source: RefSeq, a predicted model, not a curated record
AUGUCUCACGGGCCAGGUUCUCAGCAGCGCCAGCAUGUGGCUAGCCUUUUUGGCUUUGGCGCCAUGGGCGCCGCCGGCUCCGAUCUGCCGCAGUCGUGCAUGCAGAUGACGGGCGACCCAAACGACAUGAUGUCGCUGCUAGACGGUUCCAUGUUCCCCCAUUUUGACCCAAUGUCAAUGAACCUCGACGUCAGCGACAUGGCGUCGCAAUCCUACGCCCCACCCGAGCCGCCCGCCUCCACCUCCGCCCAUAGACUGGCCGCCGGCGGACGCGGCGAGCCGCCAUUUUCCCCAGACGACACGGUGUCGGGUUCCGGGUCGCUGCACGCGGCGAACCUAGCUCCGGCGGGUGCCGCCUCGGGCCCCGGCGUCAACACGCUGACUGAGUUCACCAAGCGCCGCAACUGGCCUGCCAGGGUUGUCGAAGAGCUGCAGGACUUUCUGCAAAUACUAGACCCCAAUGGGCGCAUCAAGCAUGUCUCACCCAGCGUGGAGCGCUUGACCGGCUGGAAGGCCGCCGAGAUCCACGACCGGUUCUUGAACGAGCUGAUACACCCCGACGACGUGGGCGUCUUUACUGCCGAACUGAACGAGUCGAUAGCGUCGGGCAGCCCACUGCGCCUCUUUUACAGGCUCAGGAAGAAGGAUGACAGCUAUGCCAUCUUCGAGACUGUCGGCCACGCCCACAUCGCCGCCGCCAAAUUCGCACCCAACCCAAACAACCAAUCGCCGUUUUGCCAGGCCGUCUUCAUGAUGGGCCGGCCAUACCCGACCAAGAACGCGGGGCUCUUAGACUCGUUCUUGGAGCACAAGAUCGAGAACGAGCGCCUGAAGCGGCGCAUCGCCGAGCUCCGGAAAGAGGAGGCCGACGACGUCGACGAGUCGCAAAGGACGUGGCGCCAAAGCCAAGAGGGCCGCUCGGACCUGACACCCUCGGAGGAUGCGUCGCACACGGUUGCGACGCCCUUCCACCACGCGGCUAGCCCAGACACGACGAUGCUGCCGCCCGAAAGGCCGACCUCGCUCAACGUUGCUCUGACGCGCGAGAACCUCGAGGGCAUCGCCGGCGGGCGGCCCGACUCGAUCAGAGAGAAGAUGGCCCGCUACGAAGGCGCAUCGCACGUCGAGACGAUCGAGAGGCUCACCGGCCUCCGGUAUCAGGAGGGAGAGCGGAGCCGUGGGAUCACGACGGGGAAUACGAGCCCGACGCUGAUCAGGGGCGACGCCGGCAUUGCCAUCCCGAUGGACCGAGACCCGCGCACGGGGGAGAAGAAGAAGAAGCUCAAGGUUGCCGAGGAAUACGUCUGCACGGAUUGCGGCACGCUCGAAUCACCUGAAUGGCGGAAAGGGCCCAGCGGCCCCAAGACCCUCUGCAAUGCCUGCGGUCUCCGCUGGGCCAAAAAGGAAAAGAGAAAGGGUAGCAGCAGCAACGCUCUCGACACUCUUAGCUAA